Messenger RNA from Dibothriocephalus latus, 294 nucleotides. Lineage: Eukaryota; Metazoa; Platyhelminthes; Cestoda; Diphyllobothriidea; Diphyllobothriidae. The record is from the annotation of a GenBank genome assembly.
AUGGCUGGCUACGUUGAUCUCAAUUUCGAGGUUCCCGCCAAAGAUAAUCAACACCAGGCCACCUCGGCCGGUCUGGUUGCCACCUACAAGACCGCCCCCAACUUCACCCUGCCCCUGGGCGAGUUGGCGGUCGCUAUCGGCAGCACUACUUUGGCAUGUAUUUACAGUCGUCUCACUCCACCCAGUCAUGCUAGAAUGGCGUUUAUUGGCCGCGCAACCCCACUUCAGAACGAUUCGCCCGAGCGAGAACUCUGCACCGUUGCCUUUACUCUCGGCUCUAAGGCUCUUGUCUGA